CUCGACGGAAGCAUCAUGAACCUGCCUCUGAUCAUCGUCCUGUUGUCGCUUUUGGCUUUAGCUAAAAGCAACCCCUUCUUCAUCGCUGCCGCAGCGACACAAGUCGUCGCGGCUAUCGUCAAAAUCGUCGACAGGACAGAACAGCGAUCGGUCAUCGUAGAGAACCACGGUCGUCACCACGCGCAUCUUUGGUGUGAAUCUAGGGACGACAAAAUUGGCGGCAGCGACGGUGUUUGGAUCGCACCAGGGAAGUCGCUGGGAUGGGCCUUCGGGAAGGGAUCGAAGACGCAAUUCUGGUGCAACAUGGAUUGGUGGGGUCAGCGCGUCGGCUGGGACGCUUACGUCCACAACUGGAAGGAUGCCCCAAAGAUCACCAAAUGGCACAUCCGUGACGACGGCGUCUACGACGAGUGGCGCGGUCGCAAAUGGCGGAAUCUGAAGUCUGAGUGAAAUUCUCCAUCGUCUAGCUCAUCUUUCCAACGCAUCCAACAUCGCUCAAAUAAAAAGAAAUAUCGACGAGAAUUUCG
Molecule: messenger RNA, 527 nt
Organism: Galendromus occidentalis (western predatory mite)
Lineage: Eukaryota; Metazoa; Arthropoda; Arachnida; Mesostigmata; Phytoseiidae
Exons: 2
Coding region: 16-450 (144 amino acids)
Source: RefSeq, a predicted model, not a curated record